AUGCCGGAGUCGCAAACGUAUCACCUCCAUCCUUAUGGAUGGGAAGAUGACCCAGAAGAGGAACGCUUCAAGCUUUCGACGCUUGACUACCUCUCUGCCUGCACCUACAACAUGUAUGCACUCUUUUUUCGCCUCGACGAGUCACUCAGCAGCACCGCGGUAGAGGCCCUCAAAGCCGGUCUCGAGCGAACACUCUCCCAAGCCCGGCACCUCUGCGGAACAAUAGAGAAAGACUCGGAUGGCGGGCACUCCUUCACGAGGAAAAAGGACAGCACGGUCAAGUUUGUCGUGCAGUGGGUCGACAAAGACCCAGCGUACCCAUCUAUCGACGAGAUCGAAGCGACUCACUUCUCUACCGUACGACUAGGUGACCUGAAGCGCUGGAGUGUCCAGCCUAUGACGUACGGGGAGAAACCUGAAGCCCAUCCAGACGCCAGCCCUGCCGUCGCUGCUUACAAGGCGAAUUUCGUCCGGGGCGGUCUUGUCUUUAUCAUGCACCACCACCACUACGCGAACGACGUCAUGGGCUGGGCCGGUCUGACGCAUCAACUGGCGGAGAACUGCUACGCAGUACUAAAUCAUACGCCCUUUCCCCUGUGGGACCCGGCGAACCUCGACGUCAGCCGCCUCACGAAACCCGCUCCGGCGGAGGAGGAUAAAGUCGACGGGCCUACUCCGCCACAACCCACUGAAGGCCAGUUACCCAGGAUAGCGCUUUUGUUCCAUCUUCCGAGAAGCAAAGCUGCAGAGCUGAAGAGGCUCGCUACACCGAAGGCGGCAGACGGGAGCUGGAUUUCAACGUAUGACGCCUUCUCGGCGUUUAUUCUUCGGACGCUGACGCGUCUCCGUGCGCCAGUUUACAAACUGGACACCUCCAAGCCUCUCUUCUGGGGUGAGGCCGUCGACAUGAGACGUCGCAUGCAUAGCCCUCCAGUCCCUGCCAGGUUACAAGGAAAUGUCAUGUCUGCUGCCAUGAACAUUAAUGCACCCGCUGAGAUCGCACAUCCUACUAUCGCGGAUAUCAUCUCUCAUGCCGACCCAGACGGCGAGGCAGAAUGGCCGCUUUGGAGACUUGCAUCUUAUAUCCGACAACUGACGAACAGCGUUACUCAGGAAAGGCUCGAUGCGAUGUUGACUAUGGUCUCACGGGUGCGCGACAAAGCGGCCCUGAAACUCCGCAUUGAUUGCCAGCCAUUGAUGAGUAUUCUGCAGACGGACCACCGGGACGCGAACAUUUCACAGGCGGAUUUUGGAUUUGCGCGGCCGAUCACUUAUAGGCAUUUGCUAGACUUUGUAACCCCCGGGUUGAUUAUCAUCUACCCGCCGAGAGUGGGCAGUGGUCCGCACGGGGACGAUGAGGGGUGCGAGUUCUCAAUUGUUUAUGAACAGGAACUCGCCCAAACUCUUAUUGACGACCCUGAGUGGAAUGCAUACUUUGAGUUCCGCGGUAUUGACGCGGUUGAUAUUUCUUCGACACUGGAGGUGCCGGAGUAUAGAUACCCGUCCCAGCAUCUCUAUGUUGAUGGGAGUGAUGGCUAUAUGUAG
Messenger RNA from Aspergillus nidulans FGSC A4, 1545 nucleotides. RefSeq lists its product as uncharacterized. The transcript has a single exon. The coding region runs from base 1 to 1545 and encodes 514 amino acids. The record is from RefSeq and is a predicted model, not a curated record. NCBI's taxonomy places the organism in Eukaryota, Fungi, Ascomycota, Eurotiomycetes, Eurotiales, Aspergillaceae.